Diatraea saccharalis (sugarcane borer) is the source of this 1456-nucleotide messenger RNA. NCBI's taxonomy places the organism in Eukaryota, Metazoa, Arthropoda, Insecta, Lepidoptera, Crambidae. The record is from the annotation of a GenBank genome assembly.
GAUGACGGCUCCGGACGGACGGACGGACGGACCGUCCUAAGCAUGAAAACAACUGCACAUAAUCUAUUUUUAGUCAUCCAUUCUAUGUACUAUUAUAUUCUUUUCCUCUCGACACAGAUAUUACAACAUCAGAAAUGUGCUUCAGAACAAGAAAUCGUGGAUCUGAAAGCAUCACUUUGGGCAAUGGGGAGCACGGCUGUAACCCCACAAGGGCUUCAGCAGCUUAUGAACUUGUCUAAUGGUUUUUUGGAAGAUUCAGUUCCUGUACAUAUAGUGAGAUUGGCUAAAUAUUGUCCAGUUUACUCUGUACGAGCGACCGCUUUCUACGUACUUGGAUUGAUUGGAAGUACUUAUGAUGGUGCCAAUGUCCUGGCUGAUCUUGGCUGGUUAUGCGUCAGGCAUACGAGACACGACCAAUUUCCCGUUAUACCCGAAGAGAUAUAUACCGUCGUAUACGAUUCAAGCGGGCAUCAUUACGUGAUGUCGCCAGAUCGCCGUAUAAACUAUGACGCUGAUAUCAGCGAACAUUCAGACCAUACCGACCAAAGUACGGCGGAAAGUCUCCAUUCGGACAUAACGAAACAUUUAAAUAAAGUCGGCAAUAUAUUAUCGGAAGAAGUGAAAGAUCAGGAUGUGGUGGAUCACAAAGCAAACUUUACGGAUGGCCGGAGGGAGGACAAGAGGAAAUCGCAUACAUUACCUUCGCAAGGCUGUAGUAGUUCGCACGACCGUCCAAUGCUUUCAGAGUCUAGAACUGUAGACAUACUGAGAGACUGUUCGAAUUACGAACGCCAGAAUAGACUGAUAGUUGGUAGGAUGAACUCGUUGGAGCAUGCUCACGAGGGCCGCGUAAGGAAUACUAGUGAGUCUAGUACGAGCGGCGUGAGCAGUUGUGACUCGUUCCUCGGGAAAUAUGCUAUUCCUGAUAGAAUACUAACAUUGAGUCCAAUACCGAGUUCAUCAAGUUUAUAUGGUAUGAAAAGCAGCAGUAGCUCUCAUCGACCGAAGAUAUGUGAACUGCAACGACGGACAUCUACCUCAAGUUUUACCGGUCCAGAUGUUGCGAGUUCACCUCCGAGUCAAACGGAUAUCACAGGAUUUGCGACUUUGAAGUCCUUAAACAGACGGCCUCAUUUAUCUGAAAGUGCUGCAACUGGAUCAAGCGAAUUGGAUGAUUUGAAUUGGCUGCUAUCUGAAAGUAACAGAAGAUCGAAACCUUUCUCAUCAUUAAGAGAUAGAGCGAAAUCGACGAGAGAACGAAUGACUAAAUUAAGGUAAACAUUUUAAUUUCAUUUACUUAUUAACAACUAAUCUAUUUUAUUAUAAGUGUUUUGAUACACUACAGAACAGAUAAAAAUUGCUAUGAAAACUGUAUUAUUCUUAGAUGUAUGGAAAGUAUAGUUUUGCCUUUAUAAUAGGGAAAUAGAGUAUUUAUGGUCUCAAAUAACGUUUUGAG